Rhopilema esculentum is the source of this 2608-nucleotide messenger RNA. RefSeq names its product sphingomyelin phosphodiesterase 4. NCBI's taxonomy places the organism in Eukaryota, Metazoa, Cnidaria, Scyphozoa, Rhizostomeae, Rhizostomatidae. The record is from RefSeq and is a predicted model, not a curated record. Gene Ontology annotation, molecular function: sphingomyelin phosphodiesterase D activity. Gene Ontology annotation, biological process: ceramide biosynthetic process; glycerophospholipid catabolic process; sphingomyelin catabolic process.
AGGCGCGAAAUGCGAGCUUCAAAUUCAGGAAGAUCAAAGCAGUUUAAUUGAAUGAAAUGAAAGCGAUUUCUCUUGGUGGUUGGAGUGGCUUGAUGCGUGUAGUGUAACAGAAAGCCAGGUGUCGAACAUGUUCGAGACAGAUAGCAGAUCGUCAUUUGUAUCGAAGCAAACGCUAACAUCAUACACAAAGAGUCCUUAUGCACAAUUUCAACACAGGGACAGUCCUGUUGGUGAUAUUCGAAGCUACAUUAGCAAGGCUCAAAGUACGACUGAUGCAAAAGCAAAGUUUGAGAAAAUUGCAGAAAUUGUCAAAGAGUUUCCUGUCACUGUUGAGCUGACAAAGUUCUUCACAGAGCUUCUUGCAGAAAUUUUUGGAUUUGGUAACUAUCAAGGCUGGAGAUUGAAUAGUCUAAAUGGCAGAAUACGAAAUGAUGAGAUCUUGUUCAAAGAAGUUGAGAAGUUUUUGAAUCCAACUGGAAAAUUGUUUCAGUUGAUAGAUAAGCUUGUCAAUGAAAAUGUGACCUUUGAUCUACCAUCUGCAUUGCUGCCAGGUCAUAUCUCAGAGUCAAUACUAAGUGAUACAUCAUCAUUUUUUCAUGGUCAGAAAAGUGGUUUUGCGGCAGGCAAUCAAAUGUUGCCAGCAAGGAAACUGAAUGCUUUGGAAUACUAUUUGUUCAUAUUUUUUUCUUACAUAAUGCAGCCAAACAUUCGAAAGGAAUCUAUGGAUUGGAAUGGUGAUGUAUUGUAUAUUAGCCUGUUUGAAACAUACCUGGCAUACUUUUUGCCAUUAGAAUUAACACAAGCCCAAGAACCAAAAAGCCAGCUAGCUUCACCAAGGAUUACUUCUUCACCAAGCAAUGAGUUUUACACAAAAUUCGGCGGUACAUCAUCUCGCAGUAACUGCAAAGUUGAUGUUAAUUCAUUCAUAGCCAAUUUUGGACUUCGUCCUCUACAUUCUGGGUCAUGGAAGUCGGAAAUUUUUGCGCAGAUAUUUAGUGAUCUUUGGCUUGCUAGCGGUCGGCAGUUUUCAGCAAGAGGAAUCUACGCACAGGAUUACUAUCUCCCGACUGAUGACCAGGUUAUUUUAGUUCGAAUAUUUAUAAAACACAUGCACACGUUUCUCAAUGGCAAAGGAUCACCCUACAGUAGCAGUUCCACUACCUACCCUGCUUCUUCAGCUGGCCAAGAGGAUGAACUCAAAGGGGCCAUUGUAUCAAUCGUUCAAAAAAAGCUCUACCUGUUCCUGAAGAACUGCUUUGCACAUUGGCCUCUUGGCGCUUCCUUCAAAAUGGUGCUUGAAACCUGGCUGAGUUACAUUCAGCCAUGGAGAUAUCAAACUCAGUCGAACCUAGAGAACACGGGGCAAGAUGGAACGACUGAUUUGAGCUCCUGGAGUGUCUUCAUCGAGCACAGUCUCCUGUUUUACACAGUACUCUUCAGAAUGUUUAUGGUAAGAGCAAUGCGACUUGAUUUGCAAGCUGUCAAAGAUGUAGAGUUUAUUUGUAGGGUUAGCAAGGUAUUUUCACAGGCGAACCUUGCCGAGCUUUUACAGGAAGCUGAAGAAUCGUUGUUUACACCGUCGAGCCAAUCAAGAAUCAACCAUCUCUCAACGCAACGCCUAGGGUCAAUAUACACUGCAUUUCAAUUCCCUCAUAAAGGAACUGACUUAGAGGAUACUGGCUUUGAGUAUGAACCAUUGUUUGAUCCACUCUUUGUGCAGCAGAUGGAAGGAUUGGCACAGCAGAUUGCUGAUGAGGAGCAAAAAGUUAAAGACCAAAUUGCAAGACGGUCAAUGAAAAGUGUCGACAAAAGUUUUAUGGGGCAAAUUAGGACGUUUUUCUCGAGUGGAUCCGAAGAUGAAGAUGCAUCUCAGGAUGAAAAGCUGGAGGGACGACUCAACAUGGUUUGCAAUCAGCUUGCGCGUAUCUUUAAAUUUGCCCCACCUGAACCGAGUGAGGCAGCGACGAUGUCGGUAGAUGGGAGACACAAUGUACAGCUACCAAGGCCUUUUGUAGCCAGCCAUUACUAUGAAGAUGGCAGGCUGUUACCUGAAUAUACAAUCGAAGAUGAUGGUAAAGUGACUCUUACGGACCGUGGAAGAUGGCAGAUUCUGCAAAAGAUGAGACAUUUUGAUGUCCAGGGAAAGGCAGCUGUUGAUUUAGAACCAAUAAGAAGUUAUGAGAUACCUUCGGUCGUCAGAUGGCUGUAUCGUCUUUCUUCAAGAAUCAAUGAAAAGUACAGAGAACAACUCAUGAGUUCAUAUAACAGCGAAAACAUCGUUGGUAAAACAUUAAGAACAUUGUCACCAAAACUCUUUGAGCAUCGUGGGACAUCUGUUCGAUUGCCGUGCUCAGCAGCUACGGAGAGGGUGCAACCGAAGAUUUCUCUUCGUUUUCUUGGCUCUUAUUACACCAUCUACUACAUCCUAUGGCUUUUGAUAAUUGCAAUACUUUUUGACAUAGGGAUCUUACAGUUCGUUUUCAUGUUGCUGCUAUUAUUUGUAGUUUUCACGCUUCAAAAUGUCGUAUCCUCGCCUGUUAAAUUAGAAUAGAAGUAAAUUUUGUUAUAACUUACUAAAAUGGACAAAUGAUAAAAAUUUAUGAUGAAA